Molecule: messenger RNA, 1023 nt
Organism: Lymnaea stagnalis (great pond snail)
Lineage: Eukaryota; Metazoa; Mollusca; Gastropoda; Lymnaeidae
Source: the annotation of a GenBank genome assembly
AUGCUAUUAUACAGGCGGACAGUUAUUUCUGGAGGAUUACUCAUCCCAGCUCCUGUGUCGGUCGCCAUCUUCGAAAACCAAGUGUUCUUUGCUGACAUCACAAGGCUGGGGGUAAUGCGUGUGGACAAGAACGACGACUCUGUGCAACCCAAGUCCUUACAGCAGACGUACAAGAUGGAUGUGGGGGUACCGACUGCUGUUUUAGCAUUCCAUCAUUCUCUUUACAAGCUUACACAGAGAGGUCAGAUCCUUAAGUGUCAUUCAGCUAUGAUCAAUAAACAAUAUGUACCGAGUCAGUUAAAGCCAUUUUAAGACUCGAUCAAGGUUCUUGAUUUACAAUACAAUGGGCAUUAAUUUUUUGACACAGUAGCUUUUUUUUUUUUUUUUUUUUUUUUUUUUUGCAUAAAUAAAAGAGUUUACCUAGUGGUGGAAGGGAUUUAAGGGUGGAAGGGAUUUAAGGGUGGAAGGGAUUUGAGGGUGGAAGGGAUUUGAGGGUGGAAGGGAUUUGAGGGUGGAAGGGAUUUGAGGGUGGAAGGUAGGGUGUUGGACAUAAUAAACACACCUGGUGUGAAACUUUUUGGGCAUAUCAGAAAUGUAACUCUGAUGUGUGUUGAGUACAUCUUGAGCUCCCCACACUUCAACUAACUAUACAAGUGUGGAUGAGUUGCAUGAUUUGACUUUGUUAUCUCUCUGGUGCUUCUGACUUUGUUAAAAAAUGUCUCCACCUGUCAUAACUUUGUCAUUUCAGUUAAUAUUUUUGGUGUUCUUUUUCUUACAAAUCAUUUUGUAAAUUCUAUUUGAAGGCUUCACUAACUUGUCAGUGCUUCAAAUUUUGAACAUGUAUUGUUAUCGUCUAAUCAAUGAUCCUAUAAUUAUGUCUGACUUCAGCCAGCAACCCCUGCACCAACAGCCCCUGCCAGCACAUCUGUGCCCUGUCUCACACAGCAGACAACAGCGGACUGGGCUACAGGUGCUUGUGUAAGGCAGGUUAUGAGCUGGACUACAAUCUUAAUAACUGCACAA